AUGCCAAAAGAACAGUAUCGCGAAACAUACGUUGGAAGAAAGAUAUCUCAUGUUACAUUCAAUGUGGACAGUGCAUCAGCUAUCCAGCAAGCAGCUCAUAUACAAGUAAUUACAAAGAAUUUAUACGCUCAAGAUGGUCAGAGGAUGCCAGCUACUUACGGCGUACUGGACAGACGCAUGGGCACAAAUCAAAAGGAUGCCAACUGUGAGACUUGUGGCCUGGGGCUGGCAGAGUGUGUUGGUCACUAUGGUUAUAUAGAGUUAGCACUGCCAGUGUUUCAUGUUGGUUAUUUUCGUUCAAUAAUAACUAUACUGCAGACUAUAUGCAAGGACUGUGCAAAAGUAAUGUUACCGGAGAAAAUAAAAAAGUCAUUCAGACGCAAAUUCAUAAAUCCAGAACUAUCGUACUUACACAAAAAAACCUUGCGAGCGGCUGUGCUAAAGAAGGCGAAAACGUGUACAAAGUGCCCAUAUUGUGACUCUCUAAACGGCAUUGUCAAAAAGAGCCCCGCUGGAAUACUGAAGAUAAUACACGAUAAGUACAGAGCAAAGAAACCAACUGAUCCAAUCGUCCAGAAUGUGCUUAAAAACUUUCACGAGGCAAAAGAAUCUAACAAGGAGAUAGCAGCAAUGAUAAAUAGUGGUUUGAUCAUAGAAUUGAGUCCAUUAGAGGUGUUGAAUCUUUUCCGACGUAUCCCAGAUGAAGACAUACCCCUGCUGGGAAUGAACGUCAAGGCCUGUCGUCCCGAGGAUCUAAUUCUGACACGAUUGCUCGUACCGCCACUGUGUAUUCGACCUAGUGUCGUUUCCGAUAUCAAGGCCGGCACCAACGAAGACGACCUGACGAUGAAACAAUCGGAGAUCCUGUUGAUCAAUGACGUGAUCGCCCGGCACAUCGCCAGUGGCGGCAAGAGCGAGCUGCUGCAGGAGGACUGGGACUACCUGCAGCUGCACGCUGCACUCUACAUCAACAGCGAGAUGUCCGGCAUCCCACUCUCCAUGCAGCCCAAGAAACCUGGAAGAGGGUUGGUACAACGGCUAAAGGGUAAACAGGGUCGGUUCCGCGGCAAUCUGUCCGGAAAACGAGUCGACUUCUCCAGUAGAACUGUCAUCUCCCCGGACCCCAACCUGCAGAUACAGGAGGUGGGGGUGCCGGUGCACGUGGCGCGGGUGCUGACAUACCCGGAGCGCGUGUUCCCGGCUAACCUGGCGUGGCUGCGCCGCCUCGUGCGCACCGGGCCCGACGCGCACCCCGGCGCCAACUACGUGCAGCAGCGCGGUCUCAGCCACAAGAAGUACCUCAAGUACGGCAACCGCGAGAAGAUCGCGCAGGAGCUCAAGUGCGGUGACAUAGUGGAGCGGCAUCUAGUGGACGGCGAUGUGGUGCUGUUCAAUCGGCAGCCAUCGCUACACAAACUGUCCAUCAUGUGUCACAGAGCUCGUGUACAGCCGCAGAGGACGUUCCGGUUCAACGAGUGCGUGUGUACACCAUACAACGCAGAUUUCGACGGUGACGAAAUGAACAUGCAUCUGCCGCAGACUGAGGAGGCCCGGGCAGAGGCGCUCAUACUUAUGGGGAACAAAUCGAACCUGGUAACACCGCGGAACGGCGAGCUGCUGAUCGCUGCCACGCAGGACUUCAUCACGGGCGGGUACCUGAUCACGCAGCGCGACACGUUCUUCACGCGUGCGGAGGCACAGCAGCUGGCCAGCUGUCUACUCGCCGGGCCCGACAGCACCAUGAGGAUCGACAUGCCCGAGCCCGCGAUCCUCAAGCCGAGGGUGCUGUGGACGGGGAAGCAGAUUUUUAGUUUAAUAAUGAAACCGAACAAACGAUGCGAGGUGAAAGCCAAUUUAGAAGUGAAAGGCAAGAAUUAUACGGGUAACCAGGACAUGUGCGUGCAAGACUCUUAUGUUAUAAUAAGGAACUCGGAACUGCUGUGCGGCUCGAUGGAUAAGAGCACGCUGGGCUCGGGGACCAAGAGCAGCAUCUUCUACAUCCUGCUGCGGGACUGGGGGGAGGAGUUCGCGGUCAGGGGCAUGUGGAGGCUAGCGCGUAUGGCGUCUUACUACAUGAUGAAUAGGGGAUUCAGCUUUGGUAUAAUCGACGUGACGCCGGGCAAAAAACUUAUCGAAGCAAAAAAUAAAUUGUUGGAGUCUGGGUACUCCAAGUGUGACGGCUACAUCCUGGAAAUGGAGAAAGGCACGUUGCAAUGUCAGCCCGGAUGCAGCAUGGAGGAGACCCUAGAAGCAAUGAUGCUCAGCGAAUUGAGUAGUAUCAGAGAGUUGGCUGCGAAGGCUUGCUUUCGAGAGCUGCAUCCAACCAACGCGCCACUUAUAAUGGCGCAAAGUGGCUCAAAAGGUUCGAACAUCAACAUCUCGCAGAUGAUCGCGUGCGUGGGCCAGCAGGCGUUGAACGGGAAACGAGUGCCCAACGGCUUUGAAGACAGGUCGCUGCCACAUUUUGAGAGGCAUUCCAAAAUCCCGGCGGCACGUGGGUUCGUGGAGAACAGUUUUUACUCAGGACUGACUCCUACCGAGUUCUUUUUCCACACUAUGGGCGGCCGCGAGGGGCUCGUCGACACCGCGGUUAAAACUGCCGAGACGGGAUACUUGCAGCGGAGACUAGUUAAGUCGCUGGAGGACCUGGUGCUGCAGUACGACAUGACAGUCCGUAAUGCAACGGGCGAGGUGGUGCAGUUCCGCUACGGCAGCGACGGGCUCGACCCCAGCUACAUGGAGGGCAAGGACCGUCCGGUAGACCUGGCACGAGUCCUCGCAGAUGUACGCGCACAGUGCCAUGCUCGGGACGAGGAGCCACUUGAUGGCGACGGGAUUGUAGUGGCGGCAGAAGAAACCCUCGCGUUAGAUGACUUCAAAACGUGCCCAGACGAGUUCAAAAAGGAACUACUGUCGUUCCUGAAGACGGUAGCGGACAAAGUGCGCAGACUCCGCAGCAAGUUUCAGCAGUGCGGCGCCGUGGCGCUGCAGCUGGAGCGCCUGACGCUGCCGCAGCUGGUGCGCUUCGUGCGCGUCUGCCACGACAAGUACCAGCGCGGCGUCAUCGAGCCCGGCACCGCCGUGGGCGCGCUGGCCGCACAGAGUAUCGGAGAGCCCGGCACACAGAUGACCUUAAAAACCUUCCAUUUUGCUGGCGUAGCGUCAAUGAACAUUACCCAGGGAGUACCUCGAGUCAAGGAGAUUAUUAACGCGUCGAAGAACAUCUCCACGCCCAUUAUCACUGCCGAGCUGAUGCAGCCGUAUGACCAGGAGUUUGCAAGAAGAGUUAAGGGACGCGUGGAGAAGACUACGCUUGGGGAAAUCACGACGUACAUCGAAGAGGUGUACCUCCCUAGUGAAUGCUUCCUACUGAUCCGUCUGGACGCGGAGCGCAUCAAACUGCUCAGCUUGGAAGUCAAUGUGCACACCAUUGUUUAUUCGAUAUGCACGUCGAAGUUGAAAGUCAAGGCGGGCAACGUGCACGUGGUGUCGGAGUGGGCGAUCAAGGUGUGCGGGGAGGCGAGCAAGAGCGGCGGCUGGCUCAACGUGAGCCUGCAGCAGCUGGCGCGCUCGCUGCCCGCCGUCGUGGUGCAGGGCCUGCCUAAGGUCUCCCGCGCAGUCAUCGCCUGCGACGACGCCCGCGGCGCCACCAAGUACGUCCCUCAACGUCACAGUCAUACGACGUCGUGGUGCAGAGCCUGCCCAGGGUCUCCCGCGCAGUCGUCGCCUGCGACGACGCCCGCGGCGCCACCAAGUACGCCCCUCAACGUCACAGUCAUACGACGUCGUGGUGCAGGGCCUGCCCAGGGUCUCCCGCGCAGUCAUCGCCUGCGACGAUGUCCGCGGCGCCACCAAGUACGUCCCUCAACGUCACAGUCAUAUGACGUCGUGGUGCAGGGCCUGCCCAGCGUCUCCCGCGCAGUCAUCGCCAGCGACGACGCCCGCGGCGCCACCAAGUACGUCCCUCAACGUCACUAUCAUACGACGUCGUGGUGCAGGGCCUGCCCAGGGUCUCCCGCGCAGUCAUCGCCUGCGACGACGCCCGCGGCGCCACCAAGUACGCCCCUCAACGUCACAGUCAUACGACGUCGUGGUGCAGGGCCUGCCCAGAGUCUCCCGCGCAGUCAUCGCCUGCGACGAUGUCCGCGGCGCCACCAAGUACGUCCCUCAACGUCACAGUCAUACGACGUCGUGGUGCAGGGCCUGCCCAGGAUCUCCCGCGCAGUCAUCGCCAGCGACGACGCCCGCGGCGCCACCAAGUACGUCCCUCAACGUCACUGUCAUACGACGUCGUGGUGCAGGGCCUGCCCAGGGUCUCCCGCGCAGUCAUCGCCUGCGACGACGCCCGCGGCGCCGCCAAGUACGUCCCUCAACGUCACAGUCAUACGACGUCGUGGUGCAGAGCCUGCCCAGGGUCUCCCGCGCAGUCAUCGCCUGCGACGACGCCCGCGGCGCUACCAAGUACGCCCCUCAACGUCACAGUCAUACGACGUCGUGGUGCAGGGCCUGCCUAGGGUCUCCCGCGCAGUCAUCGCCUGCGACGAUGUCCGCGGCGCCACCAAGUACGUCCCUCAACGUCACAGUCAUAUGACGUCGUGGUGCAGGGCCUGCCCAGGGUUUCCCGCGCAGUCAUCGCCAGCGACGACGCCCACGGCGCCACCAAGUACGUCCCUCAACGUCACUGUCAUACGACGUCGUGGUGCAGGGCCUGCCCAGGGUCUCCCGCGCAGUCAUCGCCUGCGACGACGCCCGCGGCGCCACCAAGUACGUCCCUCAACGUCACAGUCAUACGACGUCGUGGUGCAGGGCCUGCCCAGGGUCUCCCGCGCAGUCAUUGCCUGCGACGACGCCCGCGGCGCCACCAAGUACGUCCCUCAACGUCACUGUCAUACGACGUCGUGGUGCAGGGCCUGCCCAGGGUCUCCCGCGCAGUUAUCGCCUGCGAUGACGCCCGCGGCGCCACCAAGUACGUCCCUCAACGUCACAGUCAUACGACGUCGUGGUGCAGGGCCUACCCAGGGUCUCCCGCGCAGUCAUCGCCUGCGACGACGCCCGCGGCGCCACCAAGUACGUCCCUCAACGUCACAGUCAUACGACGUCGUGAUGCAGGGCCUGCCCAGGGUCUCUCGCGCAGUCAUCGCCGGCGACGACGCCCGCGGCGUCACCAAGUACGUCCCUCAACGUCACAGUUAUACGACGUCGUGGUGCAGGGCCUGCUCAGGGUCUCCCGCGCAGUCAUCGCCUGCGACGACGCCCGCGGCGCCACCAAGUACGUCCCUCAACGUCACAGUCAUACGACGUCGUGGUGCAGGGCCUGCCCAGGGUCUCCCGCGCAGUCAUCGCCUGCGACGACGCCCGCUGCGUCACCAAGUACGUCCCUCAACGUCACAGUCAUACGACGUCGUGGUGCAGGGCCUGCCCAGGGUCUCCCGCGCAGUCAUCGCCUGCGACGACGCCCGCGGCGCCACCAAAUACAAAUUAUGCGUUGAAGGUGAUGGACUACGAGACGUCAUAGCAACAUAUGGAGUGGAUGGCACUAAAACUUCAUCGAACAAUAUUCUAGAGGUAUACCAGACGCUGGGCAUCGAGGCAGCGAAGUCGACGAUUAUCAGCGAGAUCCAGGGCGUGAUGGCGGGGCACGGCAUGGCGGUGGACCGGCGCCACGUGGAGCUGCUAGCCGCGCAGAUGACCGCGCGCGGGGAGGUGCUCGGCAUCACGCGCUACGGGCUCGCGCGCAUGAAGGAGUCCGUGCUCAACUUGGCCAGCUUCGAGAAAACGGCGGACCAUCUAUUCGACGCGGCAUACUACGGACAACGGGAUUCGAUCGAGGGCGUAUCGGAGUCCAUUAUUGUUGGCGUUCCGGCUGCAAUCGGCACCGGCUGCCUUCAGCUGCUUCAUCGACAUGACAAACCGCUUGCCAAGUCGCUCGACAAGCCGCAAACCAGGCCACUACUCUUCGACGAUCCUCGCUACCACACAUCCAUAUGGGAAUAG
Messenger RNA from Parnassius apollo (apollo), 5994 nucleotides. Lineage: Eukaryota; Metazoa; Arthropoda; Insecta; Lepidoptera; Papilionidae. The record is from the annotation of a GenBank genome assembly.